UGUUAGCAUUCUCUGUUAGUGUUAGUACCCUCUGCUCUGCGUAGCAGAUUUGGUUGGCUUCAUGGCUCCCAAGCGGCGUAGUAGUGGCAAGGUGGUCGGCUCCGUGGUGAAGACCAAGGUGGUGCAGGAGACCGUGGAGGUCACCACCGCCAUUGUCGCCGAUGGUGAGCCGGAGCAGCAGCUGGCUCCAGGGGCUCUGGCCCUGGCACCCCGCACCGGGGAGGUCUCGCGCUCCAAGGUGGUGCACGUCGAGAUCACUACUCCGGACAGCGACAACACCACCGGCCGCUCCAGUGCGAAGCAGCAGCCCACCGCCAAGAGAGGCCGUGGUGGCCGGCGCGAGGAGGAGAAGCCGCCGGCUCCUGCUGAAGAAGCCGCACAAGAACCACCACCGCAGAGUCUGGAGACCCAGGAGCCCAACGAGGAGGAGGAGGAGGAGGACGUGGACGUCAGCAAGAAGAGGAGGAAGCCGCCGCCGCAGCAGCGGCGGCGAGAUGAGGAGGAGCCGGAGACCCCGCGGGUGGCGUCGGAGAGGAAAACAGCAGGAACGAAGACGACGCCGCAGAAGCAGAAGAAGCGGGGCGGUGGAGGCGGCGGCGGCGGCAAGGCGAAGACCGGGCGGCGGAGGCGGCUGGGCGAGGCGAGCCCGGGCGGCGACGCCGGCAUGGGCGGCAUGGGCGGGUACAAGCGGUACGUGUGGCGGGUGCUGAAGCAGGUGCACCCGGAGCUGGGCGUGUCCGGGCACGCGAUGCGGGUGCUGGACAUGAUGAUGGCGGACAUGUUCGAGCGCCUGGCGGACGAGGCGGCGCGGCUGUCCAAGGCCGCGGGGAGGGCCACGCUCAGCUCCCGCGAGGUGCAGAGCGCCGUCAGGCUCGUGCUCCCAGGGGAGCUCGGCAGGCACGCCAUGUCCGAGGGCACCAAGGCCAUCUCAAAGUACAUGUCCUACGACGACGCCUAGGCCUAGCUAGUAGCUGACAUGCAUGUUUUAGCUAGUCAUGGAUGCCCACCGUGCACCGCGCCGUCGCCGGCGCCGCGUCGUACCUAGCAGUCGAGUUGCACGUAGUCUCAAGUGCUUAGUUGGAAGCGUAAUACUCCUAUGUACGUAGGUGUCUGUACGUACCAGGACCUAGCUACAGGUAGUCGGUUUGUAUCAGUACUGUAUGUCUUGUUGUUUUAAUUAA
Molecule: messenger RNA, 1181 nt
Organism: Setaria italica (foxtail millet)
Lineage: Eukaryota; Viridiplantae; Streptophyta; Magnoliopsida; Poales; Poaceae
Product: histone H2B.9
Exons: 1
Coding region: 62-958 (298 amino acids)
Biological process (GO): nucleosome assembly
Cellular component (GO): nucleosome
Molecular function (GO): structural constituent of chromatin; protein heterodimerization activity; DNA binding
Source: RefSeq, a predicted model, not a curated record